AUGGCGGCGACUGUGACUGAUGAAAACUUUGCGAGCCUGGUUUUGCAUAGCGAUCUUCCCGUGCUCGUCUUCUUCUGGGCUUCGUGGUGCGGCCCGGCCCGGAUGGCCGCUAACAUCGUUGACGAUCUCGCGUCUGAAUACGCGAGACGGGUCGCCUUCUAUAAAAUGGACAUCGACAAAAACCCCAACACGACCAAGGAACAAGACGUGCGGAGCGUUCUGUUGAUAUGA
This is a messenger RNA of Closterium sp. Yama58-4, 231 nucleotides long. NCBI's taxonomy places the organism in Eukaryota, Viridiplantae, Streptophyta, Zygnematophyceae, Desmidiales, Closteriaceae. The record is from the annotation of a GenBank genome assembly.